AUGGCAAACACGGUGACGGAGGAUGGAAAGGAAAGGAAAGUGUAUGUGUAUGCGCACAAUAUGAGAGGAUUUGAUUCGUCGUUUAUUUUGACCGUGUUGUAUAAGAUGGGUUAUAAGGCCGUGAAGGUGCUUAGUCAAGAGGCUAAAUUUUUGUCCUUGAAUGUAAUAAUAUGGUGUUCAGGGAUUCCCUCAAUUUCUUUCACAUGGCCUUAGAGAAAUUGCCUGCCACCUUUAAUUUGCAAGAGAUGUACAAGGGGUUCUUUGCGUGUUCAUGGAUUAGGCCUGAGAAAUAUGACUACGUUGGAGAGUACGCCCCUGUGGAAGACUACCACCCGGAACAGAUGACUGAGAAACGAAGAAAAGAGUUCCUGACCUGGCACAAGGAAAAAGUCGAAAGCAAUGCGGUCUUUGACUUUCAGAAAGAACUCUCGGCCUAUCUACGCAGCGAUGUCGAGGUUCCCAAUGGUUUGUUGGCCGCUUUCUCGGAGGAAAUGGUGGAGUUGACCGGCAUAGAUCUUGUCACGCAAGACUAUCGCCAGCACUGCGUUCCUGGUGUGGAGGAAAAUGUUUCUCGAAAGAAAUUUACUUGCCCUCGAACCAAGAAAUGGAUGGCGGCAACAUCAGACGAAUCAGAGCAGAGAGGCCAUCGAGUGGCUUGAAUAUGAAAAUUCCAAGAUUGGAGGUCGCAUACAAGUAAGUUGUGUAAAAAGUGUGCAUGUUAAAAAGUUUAGUUGCAGUAUUUUACCGCAAUUAAGGUUGAGUGAAAUGUUUUGGUCUGUGCAUUGUUCAUUGCACGCUUUAAGUCAAAAAUAACAAAGAAAUGUAUGGGAAACUUGCAGAUUUGCAUUUAAGAAAAUGAACUUGCAGUGUUUUUCCUCCUUUAAGGUUUGGUGACAUGUUUGGUACCAUGCAACAGCAUAUGCACGCAAAAAUUAUAAUCUGUGAACCUCUUAGAAAACCAAAACAAACCUUCGUUAGUCGCUAACAGUGUCUGUUUUUCCUAUAUUUCUCAGCAUUAACGAAACUCAAUGGACGGUGAGGCCCGUGUUCUGACUCCUGCCCAGAUCUACACCGUGGAUGGGUACGAUGCCGAGACAAAGACAGUCUACGAGUAUCACGGAUGCUUUUUUCACGGUUGCAAGAAGUGCUUUCCGAUUCAGAGGCAGAAAACACACAACUGUCAUCCAGACAGGACCAUUGAAGAAACGUACGAGGCGACCCUAAAGAGAACCGCGAUACUCCAAGCAGCAGGGUAUACAGUGAUUGAAAAGUGGGGGUGUGAAUUCAACCAUGAUAAGAAAACUGAUCCUGAACUGCAGACCUUUCUCGAAUCCUUCGAGAUGGUGCCACCCCUAGAGCCACGAGACGCGUUUUUUGGCGGACGAACGGGGGCCACC
This is a messenger RNA of Porites evermanni, 1397 nucleotides long. NCBI's taxonomy places the organism in Eukaryota, Metazoa, Cnidaria, Anthozoa, Scleractinia, Poritidae. The record is from the annotation of a GenBank genome assembly.